Molecule: messenger RNA, 783 nt
Organism: Ciona intestinalis (vase tunicate)
Lineage: Eukaryota; Metazoa; Chordata; Ascidiacea; Phlebobranchia; Cionidae
Product: mediator of RNA polymerase II transcription subunit 11-like
Biological process (GO): regulation of transcription by RNA polymerase II
Cellular component (GO): mediator complex
Molecular function (GO): transcription coregulator activity
Source: RefSeq, a predicted model, not a curated record
GUGUAUACUUUGAAAUUCCGAACCUAUUUCCUUGUGCUCUGCUAUUACUUACUGGAUUAAUAAAUGUGCAAAAUUGGUUUUAACUGUAAAAUUAUUAUUUUCAUGCCUUGUAUUUUCAGAAUCCUGGGUGUAAGUUUAUAUAAUGAAUCAAAGCAAUGCUAAUUUGGAAAAUGUUUCCAAUAGAAUUAAAAAGUUGGAAGACAUUGAAAAAAAGAUUACGACUGCAAUCCAAAGUGCAGGUUUGACAUUUCAAGAAUUGUCUAAAGAAAAACCAACAGACAGAUUAAUAGAAAAACAUUCCAGUACAUUUACACAAUCUCUAGAUGAAGUUGAAACUGAAAUGGCUUCACAGAUAAGUUAUCUGUCCCAGGUUGCAACGAACCAGCAGCAUGAAGGAUCGAGUUAUGCAGCAAGGAACAAAGCUCAACAAAGCAAAGAAGUAAUAUCCCACCUAUCAACACAAGUUGGUGAUAUGCUUCAAACAUGUACACAAGCAAGUUUUCCAAGAUGAGUCCAUACAUUUAGAAACACUGCAUUGGUUUCUUUGCAAAAAUGAUAAUUAAAACAAACAGUUGGUGGUGCAGUUAGGAACAAGUAGGCAACUCUGUACACGCAGUCAGACAACGUUUCAUCCAGGACCAUUCAUAACCAUUUCUAUGAAUUCAGCGAAUGUUUUUAAUAAUAUGUAAACAGACUGUAGCUAUCUUGCCAAAAUGGCUCGAAUUCAAAUGCACAUUGUAACCGUUUAAUCUUUAAUAAGUUUAAUAGUAAUAUUAAAACAAA